Molecule: messenger RNA, 5408 nt
Organism: Cololabis saira (Pacific saury)
Lineage: Eukaryota; Metazoa; Chordata; Actinopteri; Beloniformes; Belonidae
Product: ribonuclease inhibitor-like
Exons: 18
Coding region: 693-3116 (807 amino acids)
Biological process (GO): positive regulation of inflammatory response
Cellular component (GO): cytoplasm
Molecular function (GO): protein binding
Source: RefSeq, a predicted model, not a curated record
UCAGAAAUACUUUUGUCCAGAAUGAACCGUCCAACUGAAGCAGAGAGAUGAAGAACAUGAACAGAAUCAUCAGUUUUAUGCUUUAUGGUCUGUUUUUGUGCUCCUCGGUUCUCUCUAAUGAUGAUACAGAGGUCUCCUGUCAGGUCAGCAAGACUUGUAUCUUACCCUGCAGUUUCACAGCUCAUGGUGACGUUGUCAUCCACUGAAUUGAAGAGACUCCAGCAGAGUCCCGGGUUCAAGAGACUCCACUAGAGUCCCGGGUUCUAGAGACUCCACCAGAGUCCCGGGUUCUAGAGACUCCACCAGAGUCCCGGGUUCAAGAGACUCCACCAGAGUCCCGGGUUCAAGAUACUCCACCAGAGUCCCGGGUUCAAGAGACUCCACCAGAGUCCCGGGUUCACUCCUACUAUCACAAACAAGACCAACUGGGAGAGCAGCACCAGAGGUUCAGAGGAAGAACAUCUCUGUUUGAGGACCAGAUCUCCAGAGGAAACGCUUCCCUGCUGCUGAGAGAAGUGAAGGUUCAGGACCAGGGCAGAUAUCUGUGUAACGUCAGCACCAUCACUGGAAAUAAGGAGAACUUCAUCCACCUGAAUGUGACCGACCGGACCGGAGUUAUUGUAGGAGUGGUGGUGGGUUUGCUGCUGCUGCUGGUCUUGGUUUCUGGAGUCGUUGGUUACAAAUACAGGGAAAUGAGGAGGAGGAAUAAAAGAGAUAAAGAGAAGGUUCUGGUUGACUUGGGCAUGGAGGAGCAGGACUCAACAGAAGGGGUUAAACAGAGACUGAUCUCAGCUAUGAAGGAGCACGGAGAAGUUCGGUUUGUUGAUUGUAAACUCUCAAAGACUCACUAUAAAGUCAUUGCGUCCGCUCUGAAGUCUAAAACCUCCUGUCUGACAGAACUGGACCUGAGUCAGAGCCGCCUGCAGGAUUCAGGAGUGAAGAUUCUGUCUGGUGGACUGAAGAGUCCAAACUGUAGACUGGAGACUCUGAGAUUAGGGAGCUGCAGGUUGUCAGAGAUCAGCUGUUCUUCUCUGGUCUCAGCUCUGAAGUCCAACCCCUCCCAUCUGAAACAUCUGGACCUGAGUGGGAACAACCUGCAGGAUUCAGGAGUGAAACAUCUGAGUGGAUUUCUGGAGAGUCCAGACUGCAGAUUGGAGACUCUGAGACUGGAGGGCUGUUGUUUGUCAGAGAUCAGCUGUUCUUCUCUGGUCUCAGCUCUGAAGUCCAACCCCUCCCAUCUGAAACAUCUGGACCUGAGUGGGAACAGGAACCUGCAGGAUUCAGGAGUGAAACAUCUGAGUGGAUUUCUGGAGAGUCCAGACUGCAGACUGGAGACUCUGAGUUUGCAGUGCUGCGGUCUGUCAGAGAUCAGCUGUUCUUCUCUGGUCUCAGCUCUGAAGACCAACCCCUCCCAUCUGACACAUCUGGACCUGAGAUUCAACUACAAGCUACAAUAUUCAGAUGUGAAGCAGCUGUCUGAUCUGGUGGAGAAUCCAGACUACAAGCUGCAGACUCUCAGGUCAGAGCACUACACUUUGUCAGAGAUCAGCUGUUCUUCUCUGGUCUCAGCUCUGGAGUCCGACCCCUCCCAUCUGAAACUUCUGGACCUGAGUGACAACAAGCUGCUGGAUUCAGAUGUGAAGCAGCUGUGUGGUUUUCUGGAGAGUCCAGACUGCAGACUGGAGACUCUGAGAUUGAAGGACUGCAAGUUGUCAGAGAUCAGCUGUUCUUCUCUGGUCUCAGCUCUGAAGUCCAACCCCUCCCAUCUGAAACAUCUGGACCUGAGUUACAACGACGACCUGCAGGAUUCAGGAGUGAAACAUCUGUGUGGAUUUCUGGAGAGUCCAGACUGCAGACUGGAGGAUCUGAGAUUGAGGAGGUGCAGUUUGUCAAAGAUCAGCUGUUCUUCUCUGGUCUCAGCUCUGAAGUCCAACCCCUCCCAUCUGAAACAUCUGGACCUGAGUGACAACAAGAACCUGCAGGAUUCAGGAGUGAAACAUCUGUGUGGAUUUCUGGAGAGUCCAGUCUGCAGACUGGAUUAUCUGGGGUUGGAGAGGUGCAGUUUGUCAAAGAUCAGUUGUUCUUCUCUGGUCUCAGCUCUGAAGUCCAACCCCUCCCAUAUGAAACAUCUGGACCUGAGUUACAACUACGACCUGCAGGAUUCAGGAGUGAAACAUCUGAGUAGAUUUCUGGAGAGUCCAGACUGCAGACUGGAGACUCUGGGGUUGCAGUGCUGCAUUUUUUCAGAGACCAGCCGUUCUUCUCUGGGCUCAGCUCUGAAGUCCAACCCCUCCCAUCUGAAACUUCUGGACCUGAGUCUGAACAUCCUGCAGGAUUCAGGAGUGAAACAUCUGUGUGGAUUUCUGGAGAGUCCAGACUGCAGACUGGAGACUCUGGAAUUGAAGGACUGCAGUUUGUCAGAGAUCAGCUGUUCUUCUCUGGUCUCAGCUCUGAAUUCCAACCCCUCCCAUCUGAAACUUCUGGACCUGAGCAGGAACAACCUGGAAGAUUCAGGAGUGAAACAUCUGUGUGGAUUUCUGGAAGGUCCAGGCUGCAGACUGGAGGAUCUGGGAUUGGUGCACUGCAGUUUGUCAGAGAUCAGCUGUUCUUCUCUGGUCUCAGCUCUGAAGUUAAACCCCUCCCAUCUGAAACAUCUGGACCUGAGCAUGAACAACCUGCAGGAUUCAGGAGUGAAACAUCUGAGUGGAUUUCUGGAGAGUCCAGACUGCAGACUGGAGACUCUGAGAUUGCACUUCUGCAGUUUGUCAGAGAUCAGCUGUUCUUCUCUGGUCUCAGCUCUGAAGUCCAAUCCCUCCCAUCUGAAACAUCUGGACCUGAGUGGGAACAGGAACCUGCAGGAUUCAGGAGUGAAACAUCUGAGUGGAUUUCUGGAGAGUCCAGACUGCAGACUGGAGACUCUGAGGUUGGGGAGCUGCAGUUUGUCAGAGAUCAGCUGUUCUUCUCUGGUCUCAGCUCUGAAGUCCAACCCCUCCCAUCUAAAACAUCUGGACCUGAGGGGGAACUUCAACCUGCGGGCUGCAGAUGUUAAGCAGCUUUCUGAUCUAGUGGAGAGUCCAGACUACCAGCUGAAGACUCUCAGGGGGGGAGGAUGGUGAGUGUCCAGGAUGGACGAGUCGUGUCCUGAUCGUCCUCAGAGUUGAAGCAGAACCAGUUUGUGUGGACCGUCUGACUGGACCGUGAUGAAGAUGAUGAUGAAGAUGUACAUAGUUUCUGAAUUCCAGAGUUUUACAAACUCCUCAUAUAUUCAUUUAUUUCAUGUUAAGUCAAAAAGUCAUUAUUAGGGCCCGAGCACUUGCAGUGCGAAGGCCCUAUUGUAUCUGUAGGAAUUAUUUGUAUUUUUAUUUUUUUUCUGACGAAAGGAGGGCCUUUUUGCCCCCCUAAACGUGCCCAAGAAGUCACCAAAUUUUGCACCCAAGCCAGGCCUGGCGAAAAAUUGGAUAUUUAAUGGUUUGCAUUAAUGGGCGUGGUAAAAUGGCUCAACAGCGCUCCCUUGAAAACUUUGUGCCUCAAGCUCCACGAUACGGUUUGGCGUACAUGCACGAAAAUUGGUACACAGCUGUAUAAUGGCGCAACUUAAACACAAGUCUCAUGGGGUCAUGCCCGAAACCGAACAGGAUGUCAGCCAUUUUGAAUUAAUCGUGUCAUUUUGGCGAAAUUUAUGCCAUUCCUUCGGCAGUCAAUUCAGCCCGAACCGUAACGUGCCCCCAAGUGUGUUAUACAUCAAAAUGUGCGUCUCCAUGCUCCGACACCACGCAUUCCUUUUCUCUUUCAAAAGCGUUACGGUGGCGACGCUAGAUGCCAAAAAGCGUGUCCACCCUUCAUCUGAUUGGUUCAGACAGAAAAAACUUUGCGCCUCAAGCCCCAUAAUACGCUUUGACGUACAUGAACGAAAAUCGGUACACACCUGUAUCAUGUUGCAUCUUAAAGAAAAGUCUCUUGGCGCCAUGGCCGAAACUGAAAAGGAAGUCGGCCAUUUUGAACAUUCUGAAUUAAUCGUGUAAUUUUGGAGCAAUAUAUGCCAUCCCUUCGAGAAUUAAUUCAGCCAGAACCGUAACGUGCCCCCAAGUGUGUUAUACAUCAAAAUGUGCGUCUCCAUCCCGCGACUACGCGCAUUACUUUUCUCUUUCAAAAGUGUUACCGUGGCGAUGCUAGAUGCGAAAAAGCGCGUCCCCUUCAUCUGAUUGGUCCAUAUUUGAUAGAUCUCCAAAACUCACCAAAUUUUGCAUGCAAGUCAGGCUUGGUGAUAAAUUUGAUAUUUCAUGGUUUGCAUUAAUGGGCGUUGCCUAACGGCUCAACAGCGCCCCCUAGAAUAAUUUUAUCUGCCAUAACUUUUGAAUGGUUUGACAUAGAGAGUCGUGGGUGGUGUUGUGAGAUUCUGUAUGGAGUCCUUGACCUUCAUUGGCCUUAAUUAGCCCCGCCCCUUCUUCUGAUUGGUUGUCCCGAUUUUCUGCUGUAACUUUUGAAUGGUUUGACAUAGGAAGUCGUGGGUGGUGUCGUUUCUGAUAUGCUUAUGGGGGGCGGUGGCCGUGAGUGCGAGGGCCCGUUCAUCGCUCCUUGCAGCUUUAAUUCUUAUUAUAUUAUUGUUAAAAAAAAUAGUACAUCAAAAUGUAGCCUUUAAUUAGGGCCCGAGCACUUACAGUGCAUACAGUGCACACCUGCAUUGUAUCUGUAGGAAUUUUUUUUCUUUUUCUUUCUUCAUUAUUUUUCCGACUAAAUGAGGGCCUUUUUGCCCCCCCUAAACGUGCCCCAAAGUCACCAAACUUUGCACGCAAGCCAGGCCUGGUGAAAAAUGUGAUAUUUAAUGGUUUGCAUUAAUGGUUAAUGGCUCAACAGCGCCCCCUAGAAAACUUUUUGCCUCAAGCCCCACAAUACGGUUUGACGUACAGACACGAAAAUCGGUACACACCUGUAUCAUGGCCGAAAAGUCUCUUGGCGUCAUGGCCGAAACCGAACAGGAAGUUGGCCAUUUUCAAUAAAUCGUGUAAUUUUGGCGCAAUUUAUGCCAUUCUUUCGGCAGUUAAUGCGGCCCGAAGCCUACUACGAAUGUAGUGAUGUAUAAAAGUCUACGGUGCCGCAGCAGAGCUGCUCAGCAAAGCAAAGUGUUCCUUCCAGUAAAUAUUGUAAAUGUUUUCUAGAUAUUACGAUGAUUUUUAAGACUUCAAAGAAAGUCAAAAUUCUUCAGUAAAACUUGGAUCGUUUCUCUUGUUCAGUUUACUGUGGUUAAUGAGUGUUUGUCUGCGAUUAGUCUCAGUACCAGGAGCAGCACCGACCAUCACAAGGCACUUUUCAUUCUCUUGUUCAGCAUCAAACCAGCAUCAAACCAGCAUCAAAUCAGCAUCAAACCAGCAUCAAACCAGCAGCAGCAGGGACUUCAGACCACGACCACA